Centruroides sculpturatus (bark scorpion) is the source of this 5537-nucleotide messenger RNA. Its product is annotated as E3 ubiquitin-protein ligase HECW2-like. Gene Ontology annotation, biological process: regulation of dendrite morphogenesis. NCBI's taxonomy places the organism in Eukaryota, Metazoa, Arthropoda, Arachnida, Scorpiones, Buthidae. Gene Ontology annotation, molecular function: ubiquitin-protein transferase activity; protein binding. The transcript is spliced from 17 exons. Bases 147 to 3890 code for a protein of 1247 amino acids. The record is from RefSeq and is a predicted model, not a curated record.
AACCUGUAAGGAGAGAAGUUCAUGGGCGGAAUGUAAGAUCUGGAAGUGAACACAGUAUCAGUAGUGCUGCUGGUGUGGCUCCACCUCAGAGAAGAUCAUCACAACAACCUCCCCAACGAUCUUCUAGUACUGGUAGCAGUACUAACAUGGCAUUCACAAAUUUAGAAUAUGUGCUUCAGAGUGCGAGUGAAGUUUUAACAGCACCAACUCAGCCAACUACAGAACAGUCUGACAUACCUCCACCAUUACCACCUAAGCAAAAACAUCAAAGCCAUCGACCUUUAGAACGUACCAAAGCUUUUCAUAUAGAAGCAAAUAAUCAACCACCUCCACCAAAACCACGACACUUAAAACCAGAAGAUAGUUUCAUGUUAGAAAUAGUUGAUACCGAUGAACAAAAUGGUCAGCUUGUUCAAGAAGAUAAUGUAAUACCUUCAGGAGUGGAUUCUGAUGAUAGUUUAUCUACUUCAACAUCAGCACUAUCAGUUGCAGAUUCAAGCCCUCCUCCUGCAUUACCACAGAGAACAUCAAGUGGAAUACAGAGACCAGCUGUAUUACAAAUGCCUCAACAAAUGUGUUUAAAUCAGUCUGUAGGUCCACUAAUUUCAGAACAAGUAAGAAAUGAAGAACCAUUAAUAAAUGAACCUGAUGAUGAUAGUGCCCUUCAAAAUAGGACAGCUCCACUUGCAACACCUGAGCAUGAUUCCAUCCAGGAAGGAGUGCCUUCUUUGGAAAAUUUAAGUGAAGUAGUUGUUUUAGAAGGUGAUGAUGAUAGGUUAUUGUUUUGUCCUGAAAUAUCAAUACCAGAAUAUGAUAUAGAUAGGCAUGAAUCAACAAAUGCAGAAAUAGAAGUUUUUUCAUCUGAUGAGCAUGAUAUUAAUCAUGAUUUGGCACUUCAUGAUCUUUCAAAUUCUUUACCCAUAUCAGAAUGUGAUGAAAUGAUGCUGGAUAGUUGCAUUGAAAUACCUAGUAGUUAUAAUGUUUGUGUUCCAGGUGCAGAUCCCUCACCUUCAACUAGUCCUUCUUCUCAAACACUAAGUGCAAGUGAAAAUGAAGAAUUAGUAACGGCUGAAGAACCUCCACCUAGGAUACUAUCUGGAAUAUCUGACUCAGAAAGCUUAACUUCUGCUGGCGGAGAAAAUGAUAGUCCAAGUGAUCAAAGUCUCUUAUCAACACCAGAUAGUUCCCAACCUCCAGUUUCACCUGGUUUAACUGUUAGUCCAAUUCCAGAAGAUGGCCCGUUUAGCCCAACAGAAGAUAAUCUUUCUAUAACUGGUAUUUCUCCUCCAGCAGCUACUAGUCCAAUUCAAGAUGAAGGAGAAAUUGCACCUUCUCAUCCUUGUCCUCCCACACCCUCUCAGUUAGCAAGUCCUCAAACUCAGCUUCAUAAUGAAAUGGCAUCAAAUGUCAACCAAACUGCCAGUAUCUCAACUAACACUGUGAUACCAACUAUCAAUACACCCAGUGCUGAAACACCAUCAACCACUACCUCCUUACAUUUCCCUACCACUCGGCUGCCUUCUAUUCCUGAAAGAACCAUUAGGUAUCAGAGAGUAGAAUUAGAAGAACCACUGCCUCCAUAUUGGGAAGCAAGAAUAGACAGCCAUGGACGAAUAUUUUAUAUAGAUCAUGUGAAUCGUACAACAACGUGGACUCGUCCUACAGCUUCCCAACAACAGAAUUUAGGUACAACAAAUGAAUUACAGCGACAACAAUUGGACCGCAGGUAUCAGAGCAUACGUCGAACCAUUACUUCACGAACUCAUGAGGAUGCAGCCUCAGCUACUGCCUCUGGUUCCACACCAGUGCCUUCUUCAUCAAGUCCUGAAAAUCAGAGAGUAUUAUUAUUAUGCUCUCCAGCUGUCCGUUUUAUCACUCGUCCAGACUUUUUCAGUGUGUUGCAUAUGAAUGAUGAAGCCAUCACCAUGUAUAAUAGAAGUUCAUCAUUAAAACAUAUGACCACAAAAAUUAGAAGGGAUCCAUCAACAUUUGAAAGAUAUCAACACAACCGAGAUCUAGUAUGUCUUUUGAAUAAAUUUGCUGAUACUGUUAGAGAUUUACCAAGAGGUUGGGAAACAAAAUUGGAUAGAUCUGGAAAGCAAUUUUUUAUUGAUCAUACUUCAAGAAGUACAACUUUCAUUGAUCCCAGACUGCCAAUAGACACACCAUAUGUUAAUCCCAACAAACUUGCAGCACCUAUUGCUAGAAGAAGAAGUCAUAGUGCAGGUGAAGAAGAAAUAAGACCAGAAAGUGCUAGUAGUAGAGCUACAACACAAGGACCAGUUCCACCACCAAGACCACCAUCAAGCACAACUUCGACGGCUCCACAUGUUGUACCAAAUGUGCCAACUGCCUAUAAUGAUAAAGUAGUAGCAUUUUUACGGCAACCCAAUAUAAUGGAUAUUUUAAAAGAACGGCAUCCUCCAAUAUCUUCAAAUCAGGCACUCAGGGAUAAGGUGAAUGCAAUUCGGGCUGAUGGAACUAUGGCACUAGACCGACUUAGUCAUGACAUCGAUUUAACUAUUCUUUUGAGUUUAUUUGAACAAGACAUAAUGUCAUAUAUCCCAGCCCAAUGUAGUAACAAUGUUUCAACCUCUGCUAAUGCUAAUGCUACUAGUUCUACUAAUGCUACUGCCAAUGGUGGUUCAAGACGUUCACCACAUAGUUCACCACAGCAAUCACCACAAGCUUCUCCAGGUUUACAAAGAGCUAAUGUAAGAGCUCCAGCUCCUUACAGAAGAGAUUUUGAAGCCAAAUUAAGAAAUUUUUACAGAAAAUUAGAAUCAAAAGGAUAUGGACAAGGGCCUGGAAAAUUAAAAUUAAAUAUAAGAAGAGAUCAUUUAUUGGAAGAUGCAUUUACUAAAAUUAUGGCAGCUUCUAAGAAAGAUCUACAGAAAUCACGUUUGUACAUAAGCUUUUCUGGAGAAGAAGGAUUAGACUAUGGGGGUCCAUCCAGAGAAUUUUUCUUCCUAUUAUCACGAGGAUUAUUCAAUCCAUAUUAUGGAUUGUUUGAAUAUUCUGCAAAUGAUACAUACACAGUACAAGUUAGUCCAAUGUCAGCAUUUGUUGACAACCAACAUGAAUGGUUUAGAUUUAGUGGACGAGUUUUAGGACUGGCAUUAGUACAUCAAUAUUUGUUAGAUGCAUUUUUUACUCGUCCAUUUUAUAAGGCUCUUUUACGAUUGCCCUGUUCAUUAAGUGACCUUGAAUAUUUGGAUGCAGAAUUUCACCAGUCCCUUCUUUGGUUAAAAGAUAAUGAUAUUUCUGACAUGGGAUUAGAUUUAACGUUUUCAGUUACAGAAGAUGUAGCUGGACAGGUAGUAGAGAAGGAAUUGAAACCUGGUGGACGCAAUCUCAAUGUUAGUGAAAGAAAUAAAAAAGAAUAUAUUGAAAAAAUGGUAAAAUGGCGAUUAGAAAGAGGUGUGGCUGAACAAACUGAAUCAUUAGUUAAAGGAUUUUAUGAGGUUAUUGAUCCAAGAUUAGUUUCAGUAUUUGAUGCUCGUGAAUUGGAGUUAGUAAUUGCUGGAACGGCUGAAAUAGAUAUUGCUGAUUGGAGGAAAAACAGCGAGUAUCGUUCUGGUUAUCAUGACAAUCAUCCAGUAAUACAGUGGUUUUGGACAGCCAUAGAAAGAUUUGAUAAUGAACGUAGACUUCGAUUAUUGCAAUUUGUAACAGGCACAUCCAGUAUACCAUACGAAGGUUUUGCAGCAUUAAGGGGUAGUAACGGACCACGUAAAUUCUGCAUUGAGAAAUGGGGAAAUCCAAGCAGCCUGCCUCGUGCUCACACUUGUUUCAACCGAUUGGACUUGCCCCCAUAUACCUCAUUUGAAAUGCUCUAUGAAAAACUUCUGUUGGCAGUUGAAGAAUCGAGUACUUUUGGAAUAGAAUGAAAAACUAUUUAUGAAUUAUUGAAUCUACUAGCAGAAAAAUCAAGACAUAAUGUUUUGGUUGAUACUGAGAGAAGUGCUCCUAACAAUUUCAUAAUUUUGUCAUUAUUAUUAUUUUCAGAGGAAGCCUUCAGUUAUUGCCUUUGUCCUCACCCAUUUUUGCUUGUUGAAAACAUCAGUGAAAACAGUAUUGCCAAUCAUUAUCUAAAACUAUAAUCAUCAUGAUCCCACUGGAUGUACUCAGGACAAUUUUACAAUGGAUUAAUCAUCACACAUAGUAUAGAAGAAAAGUUCCUUGGAGCACAUCCAAUAUAGUUAAAAAAAAUGACAAUCUCUGCUUUUUCCACAGAUAGCAUCUAAAUUGUGUCUGAUAAAAUAAACAUAAUAAAUUGCUUUAUUAAAUAUGUGCAACAUUAAGUCUCCUUAGCUCACUAUAUUUAUGCAAGGACUGGGGCUUCAAGCCUAGUUAAAAACCAAAGGCCUUGAAAACAACCAUUGAUUUGGUUGUAACAUCAAUUAUAAUUUCUUUGCCUGCAGAAAUGUAUAGAGUACCCAUAAACGGGAAUACAUCCUGCUAAAUUGCAUUAGGAAGCCAGUGACAACUUAAACCAUGCUCAAACACAAGAGCUAAUAUUGGUUAUGAUGUAAAUAAGAACUGGCUUGCAUAUGGCAACUUAAAAAAACUCUACCCUUUCCUAUAUAGUUACUUGAUUUAACUCCAAGAUUAUAGUGAUGAACCAAAGGAUGACAUCAAGUAUUGAAUGUCUUAAAAUAUCUUUUGUUUUUUUCCUUCCAGUGUGUAAAUAAAUAGUGCAGUAAGAGAACUUGCUUGCUAAUAAAGUUUUUAUCUUCCAGACUGCUCUGAGUGGCAGUUAAUUAGUAAGAACGGGAUCAGUUCCUGGUAAAUAUAUCCUAUCUAAUACACCAAGAAGCAUUAGCAACCAGUUGCCAGUGGUUUAAAUAUAUAUAUUACAUACAUACAUAUAAACAUAUAUAUGUAUGUAUAUAUGUAUGCAUGUAUAUAUAUAUAUGUGUACAUCAUUUCAAUAAAUCUUUUUCUGAAAUUAGGUUUGUAUAAUACUUUGCCAUAUAAUAAUUUUAUAACUAUUGUGCCAUUUGUGACUGCAAGCCAUUUUUUUGUGGCUUUGCCUAUUAACAGAAUGAUAAUAGAACCAUAGAUGUCAGGAAUAACUGCUGCAUAGUAGUUAGUUAUCACAUAAUUUCUAUGCCACAAAUAGGUAUUGACUGUGAUUUUUAUAUGGCCAUUACUGUUAUGAUUUUUAUUCUUAUAUUCUACCAGUGAAUUUUGUUUUUCAGAAGAAAAGAUUUUCUUAUUUAUAAAACAAAUCAAGAAUGUCUGCUUUGGUUAUUGUUCAUAAUUAGGUUGGCCAAAGCAAUAAAAGUGAUAAAAUGUUUGCUGAAUAUUCAAUACUUGAAUUUUUGUGGGUUUUAUUAUUAUUAUUUUCAUAGCAUCUUAUAUAUUUCUGUGAUUUAUCAGAUAUGGUGUAAUUCAUUUUCUAUGCUACAUAUUGUGCAUUUUAACAAUUAAAUAGAAACCAGGAGAGGAUGCUCUUCUGAUCUUGUUUAUCAAGAUGUUGUAAAUGUAAUUGUGAUGUUACAAAAAUUUUUAUUAUAUUUUAUCUGCUGCAA